Molecule: messenger RNA, 4055 nt
Organism: Ostrea edulis (European flat oyster)
Lineage: Eukaryota; Metazoa; Mollusca; Bivalvia; Ostreida; Ostreidae
Product: tripartite motif-containing protein 2-like
Exons: 2
Coding region: 309-2012 (567 amino acids)
Molecular function (GO): zinc ion binding; protein binding
Source: RefSeq, a predicted model, not a curated record
GCAUGCUCAAAAUCUGGUGUUAGGUAGAUGUACUAUCUCGGGUUUACGCCCAGUAUUACGCUCCUUUGUGAAACGCGAUUUAUGCCGGCCUAAAAUUUGGCGUAAAUCAGUUACUCGGCCUAAGUUACGCCCUGAAUUUACACCUCUUUCUGAAACGGGCCUCUGGUAUUUAAAUCACGUGACUAGACAAUAUCGGGGUAUUUUACUCCCGGACGACUUGGCAGAAGAACAAAUAUCAACAUACAAUCAAGGAGGCCAUGUUUGAUUUACAGACAUUGUGAUCUAUUCAUGUGACCCAGACACCAGACAUGCACCCCCAGCGCAGUGCCCAGAACGUCUUACUGUGUGAUUCCUGUGAAACUGUCCCCCUACAGAGCCACUGUGAACUUUGUAAUAUAAAUCUAUGUACUACUUGUGUCAGUAAACACCUCUCGGAUUCCUCUAAAAGACACAAUGUCGUACCCUAUUUACACAGAAAGUCUGCUACUAACCAUCCAAAAUGUCCAACGCAUGUCGACAAACACUGCGAACUUUUCUGCGAGAAAUGCGGCAUUCCUGUCUGUUCUACCUGCGUCUCAUCUGGUGAACACAAAGGUCACGAUAUAUCAGAAGUUCUGAUAAAAUUCGAAUCUAUAACACAAAGCUUACAAAAAGAUUUGGAAGAACUAGAGACCAGAAUAUAUCCCCGAUAUGAAGAGAUUGCCUCCGAUGUCCAGACUGAGAAAGCGGAGUUAAAAACGAGUUACGGUAAAUUGACAACAGCUGCCGAUCAACGUGGAGAAGUCUGGCACCUAGAGGUCACCGCCAUUGUCAAGAAACGAAAAUCUGACAUUGAGGAAAUGAAAAGUAAACACUUGGCUGUUCUAGAAAAACAAUCCAAUGAAAUUACACAGAGAAUUACAGAACUAAAACAGAUAAUUCAGGACCUAAGGAAAAUAUUAAACUCCAAUGACGUCUCCCUAGCGUCUACCUACGCAUCUAGGAAUAGCGAGUUCCGACAAUUACCUCCUAAAGUCAAAGUUAAAUUACCAAGCUUCUCUCCUUCAACAAUAGAUACAGAACAGCUCUAUCAAAUGUUUGGUUCUUUCUCGUCAUUAACUAUUACUAAAGAACAAGAGUACACAAUGAAGUCACCAGAAGCUGUAUCGCGUCCUCCAGUUAAGCUGCUGAUCGGUGAACCACGACUCACUGCCACCAUAGACACUGGGUAUAGGGAUCUAUUCAGUGCUAGCUGUCUCAGUGACGAACAAGUCUGGACAUGUGGGGAUGACAAAAUGAUGGAGCUCCUCAACCUCCAAGGUAAACUUCUAACAUCAAUACAAACCGAGUCAGGAAAAAUACCAGAUGACAUAGCAGUGACACGGGACGGAGAUCUUGUUUAUACGGACUAUAUUAAUAAAACUGUAAACCUCGUGAAGAAUAAACAGAUACAGGCCGUGAUCACACUACAGGGUUGGAGACCUCUCAAUGUUUGCUGCACCUCUUCUGAUGAGCUCCUGGUUACCAUGAUCAGUGAUGAUUACAAUCAGUCCAAAGUUGUGCGUUACUCUGGCUCCACAGAGACACAAACCAUUCAGCUUGAUGGUCAGGGCUGUCCUCUCUAUUCAUCUGACAGUUACAGCAAAUACAUCAGUGAGAACAGAAACCUCGAUAUCUGUGUCGCCGACAAUAAAGCUAAAGCAGUAGUGGUGGUCAAUCAGUCAGGAAAAUUCCGAUUUCGAUACACUGGUCAUUCCUCGAAUACCAAGAAAUUAUUUUAUGCGCUCGGUAUCACUAGCAAGGAAUCAUUUGAUCCACGCGGCAUCACUACAGACAGCCAGAGUCAUAUCCUGACAGCAGACUAUAGAAAUCACCGUAUCCACAUCCUAAAUCAGGACGGACGGUUUCUCCGUUACAUUCAGAAUUGUGAUUUACGCUGCCCAUGGGGUUUAUGUGUGGACAUCAGAGACAACCUCUUUGUGGCUGAGAACACCAUGUUAAGUCCUAAAGUGAAGAAAAUCCAAUAUCUAUAAAAUACAGUGUUACUUAUAGUGUUAAUUACCAAACUAAACACUCUGCUAAUCACACACCGGAACACCGUGUUGAUUACAUAAAUAUACAUGUACAGUGUUAAUUACAGAAGUAUCUGAUAUGUAUAACUAAAAUUGGUAUUACACAGUAAAUGUCUGUGGGUUUUUUGUUGUAUUUUAUAUGCAUUGAGCUGUUGAUAGAUAGCUCUUCUGUUUGUUUAUCAUAACUUUUAAUGUGGUAGUACAAAUCUAUUCUUUUUUAUUAGCUCAUCUGAGCUGAAAGCUCAAGUCAGCUAUUCUGAUCGCCUGUUGUCCACCGUCUGUCUGUAAACUUUUUACAUUUUCGACUUCUUCUCCAGAACCACUGAGCCAAUUUCAACCAAACUUGGCCAAAAGCAUCCUUGGGCCAAAGAAGUUGACAUUUACAUGAAAGCUUUCUGACAUAAUGUAGAUUCAAGUUUGGAAAAUUCAUGGCCUCCAGGGGUAGGUUGGGGCCAUAAUAGGGACUAAGGUUUUACAUGCAAAUAUGUAUGGAAAGUCUUCAGAUAUGGGCCAAGGUGACUCAGGUGAGCGAUGUGGCCCAUGGGCUUCUUGUUUCGCAUGUAUUUAUUCAUUUUUUGUUUGAUUAUAUUUUUGUAAGUUUAGUAAAUAUUCUUCUGUCGGAUUAAGUACGGCUUCUACUGCACAUCGGAUUGAGUUGAUUUUCUUAUGCGCAUUAGAUUGAGUCGAUAUUUUGUAAUGCUAAAUCUCAUUUGUCAUUAAGUAUUUCCCAAUAAUCGUGAUUCACCGUCAACUAUAAGUUACCGUUAAAAUUGCGCAAAACAGAGCAGAGUAUAUUUUCUUUCUUUAAAGAUCUGUCCAGCUUGUAUCAGCUGCAUCUUGUGAUCAAUGUCUUAUAAACUACAGAAAUAAAACAACGUAAAGCCGAAUCACGCCUUCUUCCUUGAUGCCCGGUUACAAUAUGGAGCUGCGAGGAAAAAAAAAAAGAUCAUAUCCAGACAUUGACGACCCUGGAGUUUAUUUUCCAAAGAUAGCACAAAAUGCAAUUAAGAUCUUUCGUGAAAAAUCUACCCUAGGAAUUUGUAAAUCCGCUGUGAGUACUUCUCCCAUUGAAGUUACAAGGUAUUUAAAGUCCGAUGCUUAUACGGGGGCAGUGAAAAGAUUCCAUAGUGAGUAGUUGUACCUGUUUUUUUCAACGCGAAGAAAGCAGACCUACCAGAUCGAGUCCAUGAACUGGAAAUGGAAUUGUUGGAGGUGAAAAACAAUUCAAAACCAAAUUUUCGACACGGUACAUCCGUUUUGAAGGUCAUCUCCGAGGACCAGUGAAUUUCACAACUGAUGCCGAGCGUUUGGCGAUGGAACUGUCACUACCUGUUACAAUUCAGGUCUGUCGCGGCCGGGAUUCGAACCCUGGCCUUCCGCAUGCGAGGCGAACGAUCUAACCUCUAGACCACCGUGGCGGCUAUUGGAAUUGAUGCUCAGUAUCAUGGACGUUUCUUAAAAGGUGUGGUUUCCUGAUAGUUAAAGGCUCUAGUGAUGAAUCUACAAGGAAGCGUAAAGAAGCAAUUCCUGAAAUUAUAGGUAUGAAGUUAACUAAGAACAUACUCCAAGUAUGCAGGGAUAUAAUAUUUACCAGUGACCUUGUCGGUAACAGUGUUUACGGAGAACAGAGUGUUCGAUAACUUUGUUCAUGGAUUCGCUCGAGUAACCGGGACACUGCCUGCACGUAUUCUAGCCAAUACCACUAUUAUUAUUCAAUGUGCUGCAUGGACGACGAAUUGAUGGUGACAUUGUUGUAAAUCCUUUGUCCAUUGGAGCGCACCUACAUAGACAUUCCGGACAACACAUACCCGUAAUAUCGCAAACAAAGGAAAAAUCUGAGUUAGAGUUGCAAAUAUUAGUGAUGAGGAUAUUUUUCACUAAACCAUGCACUAGAAUUGGUACUGUGUCUAAAUGUGAAGUUGAGCUUGACAAUUACUGCAAACUUUGUGCUAGAUGAUAUUUAUCAGAAGAAAGAGAAUUUAGCAAAUAAAUAUGUGUACUUGA